Molecule: messenger RNA, 2166 nt
Organism: Leguminivora glycinivorella
Lineage: Eukaryota; Metazoa; Arthropoda; Insecta; Lepidoptera; Tortricidae
Gene: Uxs
Product: UDP-glucuronic acid decarboxylase 1
Exons: 9
Coding region: 669-2024 (451 amino acids)
Biological process (GO): D-xylose metabolic process
Cellular component (GO): cytoplasm
Molecular function (GO): UDP-glucuronate decarboxylase activity; NAD+ binding
Source: RefSeq, a predicted model, not a curated record
CCGUCUGUGGGGGGGCUUAUACGCAUGUAGUAAUCGGUCGUUCGGCCGUGUAUACCAGGAAUAAAAAUAUUUUUUAUUUCUCUUAACUGUUACUUAAGUCCGGCCUCCCGGCUAAUAACCUCCUUGUGCAACCUAUUUCUAGCUUUCUGGCCACUGAUAUUUUGAUUGAUAUUUGUGUCAAUACUGUCAAUGUCGAUAUAUGAAAAUUCAUGCGAAAAUUGGUUAAAAAAACCGUGUAAAAAGGGCUUAUUCAAAUUAGAUGAUAUUCGAUAACAAUAACACUAGCGCCACCUUUCGAAUAGUGUCUUCUUCAAAUAGUGAAAGGUUUGCUUUUACUUUGUACAAAAGUUCCAGACAUGAAAUAAAGAUGUCGCCGCUAUAGCCAGUCGGAUUUGGUAAUGGCAACAUUGAAUGAACGAAUAAAGAAAAUCAUUUCUUUGUUUCAUUCAGUCAUUCAGCUGAUUCCGGUCAAUCAUCAGUCAGGCAGAAUCAGACUCGGUCAACAUCAUUAUUGUGAUAUUCGUGAUAUCAUAAUCGUAUUGUAAUUGUAUGUAUGACGUUUCUAUUUCGGUCCGCUAUUUGCUGAUGGGAUAUUAGCAUUCAGUUUUUGGUUUUUAACAUUUUGCCGAAAUGUGAGCAAUAAGAUCUAUAGAAUAUUCCUUUCAGAUAUGUUAAGGCAAUCUUUAAAAUUUAGAAAGACAAUAACCGUAAUAUGUAUUUUGUCUUUACUGUUUUUACUAUUUCUAAUUCUUACGAAAGAUAAAUAUGAAGAAGGGACUCAUAAAGAUAACCAAAGACUAAUUGUCAAUUCACCAGAAAUAACCUAUAAUCAGAUAAAAAAAAUACCAGUUAGGUUUGAGAAUACAAACAUGGAUAAUCCUAAACCAAUACAAUCUAAUGAGGCAGAAGAUAGUACGAAGCGUCAACUACAGGAAGCACAGGCUAGAAUAGAACAAUUAGAGAAGAAAAUUGCUAUAUUAGAGGGAAGGGUACCACAGAAAUAUCCUGAAGUGAAAUACUUGGGUUACAAAGAAAGAAGGCGCAUUUUGGUUACAGGUGGAGCUGGUUUUGUAGGCUCCCACCUAGUAGAUGUCCUUAUGAUGCGAGGACAUGAAGUAAUAGUUGUUGACAAUUUUUUCACUGGCCGCAAACGCAAUGUUGAGCAUUGGUUUGGCCAUCGUAACUUUGAAAUGAUUCACCAUGACAUUAUCAACCCAUUAUAUGUUGAGGCUGAUGAAAUAUACCACUUAGCUAGUCCUGCGAGUCCACCUCACUAUAUGCAAAAUCCUGUCAAGACAAUUAAAACUAAUACAUUAGGGACUAUUAAUAUGUUAGGGCUAGCACGCAGAGUAGGAGCAAAGAUUUUAAUAGCCAGUACUUCUGAAGUGUAUGGUGACCCAAUGGUUCAUCCUCAACCAGAGUCAUAUUGGGGCCAUGUCAAUCCAAUAGGGCCAAGAGCGUGCUAUGAUGAAGGCAAAAGAGUUGCAGAAACAUUAGCUUACUCAUAUGCAAAACAAGAAAAUGUAUCUGUCAGAGUUGCCAGAAUAUUUAAUACCUAUGGACCAAGAAUGCACGUGUCGGAUGGGCGCGUAGUGUCUAAUUUUGUUAUGCAAGCAUUACAAAACUUAACCAUCACAGUAUAUGGUAAUGGAAAGCAAACAAGAUCAUUCUGUUAUGUCUCAGAUCUUGUAAAUGGUCUACUGUCACUAAUGGCAUCGAGUUAUACUCUGCCUGUUAAUAUAGGAAAUCCUGUGGAGCACACAAUAGAAGAAUUCGCGAUGAUCAUAAAGAACAUAGUCCCCGGGUGCCGUAGCACGGUGGCGACGGGCGCGGCUGUGGAGGACGACCCGCAGCGGCGGCGACCUGACAUCACCGUGGCUGAGAUGCAGCUUAACUGGUCUCCUAAGGUUUCCUUGGAGGAAGGAUUGCAGAGAACAAUUGACUAUUUUAGAGAAGAAUUGUCGAGAACAACUUUUUAUAACAAUCAAACAUAUAUGGACACUAAAAUUAAAGGUUCUCAUUAAGACAUAAAGUAACAUACGUUAAGUAUGUAUAUGGAAUGGAUUUAGUUAUGGAUUUUUGUAAAUGUGAUAUUUAAGUAUUGACUGUACAAUGUUUCACAUGUUGUGUUUUUUAUUAUUCAAUAAAAUACAAUAUCAUAUGGUU